UACUUUGAACUAGACAAGGAAUAUAUAUAUAAAACUAUUUGGAGAAGUUGUCUUCUCGGUUUGCAAAAGGGAAGAAGAAGGCAGCGUGAAGCAAGGCGAGGGAAGAAAGAUUUGAUCAAACGGUCCACAGAAACCCACGUCACCACUGUUCUUCGCCAACAACAACUCGUCCAUCCUCCCAGAAAUCAUUCUUCUCUCCCCAUCUCCCCAUACCCCACCUCAAUUAAUCCCAAACUUUAUAACAAAAAAAUUUAAUUACUCUACUUUAUUAUACAUAUCCAUCCAUCCAUAACAUUAUUAUUAUUCAUAAAAGAAACAAAUUACAAUAACAUUACAUAACAAUAAUAUAAUAAUAAUAAUAAUAAAGUUCAGUGAGUUUAUGUGAGGAUGCAAGCGGUGGGGAGGUUAGGGAGCUACAUUAGUCAAGGCGUAUACACCGUUUCCGGACCCUUUCAUCCAUUCGGUGGCGCCGUCGAUAUCGUCGUCGUUCAACAGCAAGACGGUUCCUUCAAAUCUUCGCCAUGGUACGUUCGAUUCGGCAAAUUCCAAGGUGUUUUGAAAUCAAAGGAGAAAAUCGUUCAGAUCAACGUGAACGACGUCGAUGCUGAUUUACAAAUGCAUCUCGAUAACAAAGGGGAAGCUUUCUUUCUAAGAGAAAUUGAUGCGGAAACGGUUCUGAUUGAUUCAAUUGAAUCUGGUGAUGGUGAUGGUGAUGAUCUCGAUGUUCAAUCUUUAAAGUCUAAAAGUAGUAAUUUCGGUUCUGAGGAUGGGAAGAUUGUAGGGAGGACUAAUUCGAAUUCUCGUCGUUCGCGGAUACUUGGUCUUAUGUUUGGGAGAAGGUCUUUGAGUGGUGAAUUUGAAGAUGCUAUUGGGAAUAAGGAACGUGCUGAGAUUGCUGCUAAUUUGUUGGAUAUUAAGUGGUCGACGAAUCUUGAUGGUGAGAAUAAUGGAGAGGCUGAUCAUGCUGUGGUCGUGGAGAAUGUGGAUGGUUCUUUUGGUGUUGCCAAGGUUGAGAAGAAAUUGAGUGGAGGAGAGGUUUCUGUGGUGGAGGAUGUUGAAGAGAGUUCGAAAGUUCGCAUGGUUCGUUGUUUGAGUAAACAAACUCAUGAGGUUAUGUACCUUGCUCAUGGGGAAAGUGGAGAGGUUCAUGUCCAUGAUCAAGUCUUGCAUUCACCCGUAACUCAGGGUACGGAAAAUGAGGAAGUCACUAAGAAUGCUGAUGUAGUGGAAGUCUUUGAGUUUCAUUCUCAGGCUCGGCGAAUGGAUUCUUCUGGUUCAGAAGCUAGUAUGUACGAUGUGGAGGAUGUUGAAGACCUAACAACAUCUCCAAAACCUCAAACCAACAAUUUGGAUGUAGGACAUUGUUCAAGUGAGAAAGUUGAGUCCUAUUGUGUAGACCUAACAACAUCUCCAGAACCUCAAACAAACAACUUGGAUAUAGGACAUUGUUCAAGUGAAAAGGUUGAGUCCUAUUGUGUUACCAACUCCUCCGGUUACAACAGCCAGGAUGACCAAGGAUUAUGUGAGAAUAAUAUGAAGGAUAAAAAUGUCUCUAGCACACAACCAACUCCAUCACACUCUCUUGGCGAUUGUUUACCUAGUGAAAUAUCUAGGAGAUCACUGUCCCCGAGUUUAGAUGAAGAGAAUUUCCUUUUUGGUGACUUUGAUGAAAGUGGAGCUAAUGAUCAAUUUGAGGGAUCAUUAAGUCCCAAAUAUAUAGAUAAAGAAGAUGAUACUUCUUUUGAGAGUGGAACUGAAAACUCAAGAGUGACUUCCUCUCCCAUAGUUAUCCCUAGAAACGAAGUCGGGCGGCACAUUGGAUCCUUGCCAAAUAUUUCUUCUGGUGGUAACAGUAUGUGCCAACAUGUUCGUUAUCCUUUAAGUCAAUCACUGGACUCGACAUUUCCUGGCAAGGAUAACUUGGAAUGCUUAAAAUUAGAUGAGUACAAAGAAAAGCAGUUACCUAAUGAGCAGGCAGAUGCCAAAGAUUGCCAAGAUUCUGAUGAACUCAAAGAUACUGCUCUAAAUGUUCCCCCUGGAGGUACAUCAACAGGUAAUUGGAGAAUUUGGCCUUUCUCCUUGAGCAGUUCAGUAUCUAGAGAAUCUUUGCCGCCAAUUCCAAAUAAUGCCAAAAAUACUAGUUUUGGCAAUUCUUCAGAGAAUAAGAUUUUCACAGAUGUGAACAAAAUUGAUAGCAAACCCAAUUUAACGACAAAGAUAGUUAGGGAAACAACUCCAACUUCUGAAGAGAUAGCAUCAUUGAAUCUGAAGGAAGGGAGGAACAUUGUAACCUUCACUUUUUCUACAGCUAUGCUGGGGAAACAGCAGGUUGAUGCUCAAAUAUAUCUGUGGAAAUGGAACGACCGCAUAGUUAUCUCGGAUGUGGAUGGGACAAUUACAAAGUCAGAUGUUCUUGGUCAGUUCAUGCCUUUGGUUGGUGUUGACUGGUCACAGACAGGUGUUGCACAUUUAUUCUCCGCUGUCAAGGAGAAUGGUUACCAACUGCUUUUUCUCAGUGCCCGUUCAAUUUCUCAAGCCUAUAUUACACGACAAUUCCUACUGAAUCUUAAACAGGAUGGCAAAAUUUUACCCGAAGGUCCUGUUGUUAUUUCCCCUGAUGGACUUUUUCCCUCUCUAUACCGUGAAGUUAUUAGGAGGGUACCUCAUGAAUUCAAAAUUGCAUGCUUAGAGAGUAUCAAGGCUCUUUUUCCUUCUGAUUGCAAUCCGUUCUACGCUGGUUUUGGAAAUAGGGAUACUGACGAAAUCAGUUACCUCAAGGUUGGAAUCCCUUUAGGGAAGAUCUUCAUUAUAAAUCCCAGGGGUGAGAUAGUUGUGAACCGAAGUAUUGACACAAAAUCAUAUACUUCUAUGCACGCCCUUGUGAACGGAAUGUUCCCCCCAACGGGCUCGUCUGAGCAGGAGGAUUUUAAUUCAUGGAAUUUCUGGAAGCUACCCCCUUCUGCAAUUGAUAUUUGAAAGAGCCCUGUGGCUUUUGGGCUCAACCAUUGUUGGUCCUGGCUAUGGAUUGGUGCAAGCUGUUCAGCUCUUAGAAGAAUACAGGGAAUGCCUUUUCUGUUGUGGAUUGAUUUUUUGAAAAUUAUAAUUUGGAAGAUGGAAUUCUUAUGAAAAAUCAGGUUGGAUAUGACGAGGUCCAUUUUUGUUAGUUCAGUGUGAACUCAUUACCACUUUUCUGUCUCUUCUCGAUUAUUAUAGAUUAGUGUGUAGUUAAAUCUUCCUACUCCUUUCCACUCGAUUGUAUAUGUACUAGUUUUAGCACAUAGGGAGAAAUUCGUAAAAAGCGUGAACAUAAUUUAUGUUUGAUACAAUUUAUAUUUUGUUAUAUUUAGUAAUAUAAUACAAAUAAUGUUUAAGAAUGAA
Lathyrus oleraceus (garden pea) is the source of this 3378-nucleotide messenger RNA. RefSeq names its product phosphatidate phosphatase PAH2. NCBI's taxonomy places the organism in Eukaryota, Viridiplantae, Streptophyta, Magnoliopsida, Fabales, Fabaceae. The coding region runs from base 388 to 2976 and encodes 862 amino acids. Gene Ontology annotation, biological process: lipid metabolic process. The transcript is spliced from 12 exons. Gene Ontology annotation, molecular function: phosphatidate phosphatase activity. The record is from RefSeq and is a predicted model, not a curated record.